Messenger RNA from Cyphellophora europaea CBS 101466, 870 nucleotides. RefSeq lists its product as uncharacterized. Bases 1 to 870 code for a protein of 289 amino acids. The record is from RefSeq and is a predicted model, not a curated record. The transcript has 2 exons. Lineage: Eukaryota; Fungi; Ascomycota; Eurotiomycetes; Chaetothyriales; Cyphellophoraceae.
AUGAGCUGGAUGGACUCAUGGUCCCGUCCGUCCAAACAGGCGGCAGUUCCACCGCCGCUCUACCUCACGGCAGGGGAGGAUGUACCUUAUUGCCAUACGUGUGGCAGGGUCAUGAGUUCCCGCAAGUCAACGAAGGUCGCCACUAACCCGGUCAAGUACUGCUCUGAUCGAUGUCGACAUCGCAAGCCAGGACCGUCAGACAGGAAGAUCGAAGGCACCAUCGUCUCACUGCUCAACGCAGAGCAAGAUUCUGGGAUCGAGCAAACCGGCGCCCAGAGUAGGGUGGUCAAGGGUGAUCACCGUCUUAUUAUCACGAUGGAUGAAAUUGAGGAGAUUGUCUUUGGAAGUCGUUUCGACCCCGAGAAGGUAUAUGGAAGGAGGAAGAACAGGAAGAGUAGAGUGCUUGGCGGGAAGGGAGAGUGGAGGAGUGUUGAUAUGGAGAGUACAACUGAGCAGGAAUCCAGUGAGGACGAGGAAGAAGACGGAGGUGCUUUACUGAAGGAGAAGUCGGGUCCGAAGGUACGACCACCGCAGACAGAGUCAGAGGUCAACUUCAGUGUUGGCGGCGAGCGAGGAAAGGCCGAGAAGAUUGAGGAGACAGCAGAGGAUGCGGAGAAGAGGCUUGAUGGGAAGAAGAGAGCGGAGGAGCGAGAGCAGGUCAGGCGUGCGGCGAGAAGAUGCGUGGUGUUUGGUGUUUUGGAUGAUCGACCAGCCACGGCAAGUGCAACAAAGAAGGGGAAGAAGAAGCAAGAUGAUGGUCUCUCCAGUGAGGUGCAGAGACGGAAGUGUGAGGCACUAAUGCGUGGCGCCGUUGUUGAACCAUCGUAUGCGAAAGGCAACUGGUCGAUUCGAUGGCGUGAAGGAGUCUGA